UUUGGGCUGGCCAUGGGCUCGGCCCCGGCGGGUGCGGUGCGGGCACGCUAUCUCGUGUAUUUCCAAUACGUAGGCACUGCCUUCAAUGGGGUCGUGGCUGUCAAGGGCGCUCAACCCGCUAUCGGGGUCCAGAACUUCCUGGAGGAGGCCGCCAAGGGGCUGAAUUCCGUGGAGCCAAUCAAAUUGACCAUCUCCAGCCGCACAGAUGCUGGCGUCCAUGCUCUGAGCAACUCCGCGCAUCUGGAUGUGCAGCGUCGCCCCGGUCGGCCACCCUUCUCUCCUGAGAUCCUAACUAAAGCCCUCAACACCCACCUCAGACACCCGGCCAUCAGGGUGGUACAGGCCUUCAGGGUGCCCAGUAACUUCCAUGCCCGAUAUACAGCCACAUCAAGGACCUACCUGUACCGCCUGGCCACUGGCUGCCCUCAGCUAGACCAGUUCUCCGUAUUUGAGCGAAACCUGUGCUGGGCACUUCGGGCUGACAGCCUGGAUGUGGCCGCCAUGCAGGAGGCUGCCCAACACCUUGUGGGUACACAUGACUUCAGUGCCUUCCAGUCAGCCGGCAGCCCAGCCCGGACUUCAGUGCGCACUCUGCGGCGGGCCAGUGUGUCCCCUGGGUUAUCCAGCCCCUUUGUCAGUCUCCAGGACAGGGGGCUGCGCUUCUGGAACCUGGAGUUCGAGAGUCAGUCGUUCCUGUAUCGGCAGCAGGUACGGAGGAUGACAGCAGUGUUGGUGGCUGUGGGGCUGGGAGUGCUCACCCCUGCCCAGGUGAAGGCCAUCCUUGAGAGUCGAGACCCCCUGGGCAAGCACCAAACCCGUGUGGCCCCAGCACAAGGCCUGUUCCUGGUGGCCGUGCGCUACCCAGGCCUCGGGAACCAUGCCGAUGGGACUCUGGACUGUGGCCAGCAGGAAGGUUCAGGAGUAUGGGACGAGGAAGCCCUGGGCCAAUGGAAGGACCUGAAGGAUGAAGGUUCCGGGUGAUGGCUCUGGAUGUAAGCCUGGUUACUGCCACACUACUGAUGGCGGGAACAGCAAGCCCCUUUCUUGCAUGUACAGCGUGUGUCCAGGGCCCAUCUCCUGGCAACCUGGCCUCUGUCUGCUGGCUGACGGGGCCGACCCAGCAACCCUGAUGUUCAUCUGGGGUCAGGGCAGCCUGGUGUGCUGGCCCAGCUCUGAAGGGCACUAGUUUCCUGCCUGCCUGGCCUCCUGACUUCUGCCGUGCCCAUGUAGGGUGCCCUUUGUCUCCCUACACCUCCUUGGGGCCCAGUGCCCACAACCUCCUGUCACCACCCAAGGUGAUGAAGAGCAUCAGGAAGGGGUCCUCUCGAGGCCAUGACCCCGAGACCUGUGUUUACUGGAAAGUGCGGAGACCUGUGCACCCUCCCCCCCACCCCAGACCCAGAGACAAAUAAAGACCACAAGGAAGCAGAGCCCAGCUGUUUAUUUAGCCAGAAAUGCCCUCAGCAAGAGCGCCCACAUCACGGGCUUGUCCCUGAGUCCCAGGAGGUGUCUGGCCCCACUUGGGCUCUGCUCACCCAGGGGGAUGCAACAGGCUGACCCCAGGCGUGGGCACUAUCCCGGGCGGGGCCCUCUGGCACAUGGACGUGGAGGUUAAGAAGGCAAGGCUGAGGGGUCUCAGCUGGGGGCCUGGGGAAGCCCCUUCUUCAGCAGGGAUGUCAGGUAGCUUCCCAGCUCCUCAUCCUGCAGGGAGGCAAGGGGAUGACUGCAAGCGAGCCCCGCCUUCCCACCGCCACCCACAGAGCCUGAGACUUGGCGGCCUCCUACCUGGUAGGUCCAGGAGACCAGCAGCACCUUGGUGCCGGGGUCCUCGGAGUGGGCGGCGGCCUGGAUGAGGAUGGACUCCACGGUCACGGAGCCGUCGGGCAGGUGCUGCACACAGCGGUCCUUCAGGAUGCUGCGAG
Messenger RNA from Echinops telfairi (small Madagascar hedgehog), 1922 nucleotides. RefSeq names its product pseudouridine synthase like 1 (gene PUSL1). Lineage: Eukaryota; Metazoa; Chordata; Mammalia; Afrosoricida; Tenrecidae. The record is from RefSeq and is a predicted model, not a curated record. Gene Ontology annotation, molecular function: RNA binding; pseudouridine synthase activity. The transcript is spliced from 8 exons. Bases 13 to 981 code for a protein of 322 amino acids. Gene Ontology annotation, biological process: tRNA pseudouridine synthesis.